Molecule: messenger RNA, 243 nt
Organism: Strongylus vulgaris
Lineage: Eukaryota; Metazoa; Nematoda; Chromadorea; Rhabditida; Strongylidae
Source: the annotation of a GenBank genome assembly
AUGAUUUUAAAAUAUUUCACACUCUUAUUGGUUGCCGCAGGCGUCGAACAACUUGUGGCAUCACUAAAGCAUGGAGGGAUCACCGCAAUGCUGAAAGAUGGAAUCUUUGCUGACGAGCUAGCUGUUGCUGCUAUGUUACGGAUGUUCAAUGAGAAGAAACGAUGGGAUAUUAACAUAUGCAAUGCUUAUUUGGAAAAACUCAAAGGUACGGCUGUUUGUAAUAGAAUGCUGAAUUACAUUUGA